ACAUUGUGUUGAGCUUCACACAGCUGUCUCAGCUCCCUGCUACCUUGGUGAAGGAGAUUCCAAACCCUCUUGAAAACAUGGACCUCAGUGGAACAUGGCAGGUCUACUCCCAGGAAAACUACGAGGCGUUCCUCAGAGCCAUGGAACUCCCAGAAGAUGUCAUCAAGAUGGCCAAGGACAUCAAACCGAUCACUGAGAUUAAGCAGAACGGCCAGGACUUUGUCAUCACCUCUAAAACGCCUGGCAAGUCUGUGACAAACUCCUUCACCAUCGGGAAAGAGGCUGAAAUUACUACCAUGGAUGGCAAGAAGCUAAAGUGCAUUGUCAACAUGGAGGGAGGCAAACUAGUCUGCAAAACGGGCAAGUUCAGCCACACACAGGAGCUCAAAGGAGGAGAGAUGGUUGAGACUCUGACUGUGGGCUCAACAACUCUUGUCAGGAAGAGCAGGAAGAUUUAAAUCUGGCCGUGGAAAAGAUACAAUGUCUAUUUAAAUAAAAAAGUGUCCGCAA
This is a messenger RNA of Fundulus heteroclitus (mummichog), 510 nucleotides long. It is a transcript of the gene fabp10a, whose product is annotated as fatty acid binding protein 10a, liver basic. Gene Ontology annotation, molecular function: fatty acid binding. The record is from RefSeq and is marked provisional. Gene Ontology annotation, biological process: fatty acid transport. Lineage: Eukaryota; Metazoa; Chordata; Actinopteri; Cyprinodontiformes; Fundulidae. Gene Ontology annotation, cellular component: nucleus; cytosol.